Molecule: messenger RNA, 858 nt
Organism: Coregonus sp. 'balchen'
Lineage: Eukaryota; Metazoa; Chordata; Actinopteri; Salmoniformes; Salmonidae
Source: the annotation of a GenBank genome assembly
AUGUCACGCUCGUCACUCAUUGUCAUGACAACCAGACUGGUCGCCAGCCCCGUCACCAGACUGGUCCCCAGCCCCGUCACCAGACUGGUCCCCAGCCCCGUCACCAGACUGGUCCCCAGCCCCGUCACCAGACUGGUCGCCAGCCCCGUCACCAGACUGGUCGCCAGCCCCGUCACCAGCCCCGUCACCAGCCCCGUCACCAGACUGGUCCCCAGCCCCGUCACCAGCCCCGUCACCAGACUGGUCCCCAGCCCCGUCACCAGACUGGUCGCCAGCCCCGUCACCAGACUGGUCGCCAGCCCCGUCACCAGACUGGUCGCCAGCCCCGUCACCAGACUGGUCGCCAGCCCCGUCACCAGACUGGUCGCCAGCCCCGUCACCAGCCCCGUCACCAGACUGGUCCCCAGCCCCGUCACCAGACUGGUCCCCAGCCCCGUCACCAGACUGGUCCCCAGCCCCGUCACCAGACUGGUCCCCAGCCCCGUCACCAGACUGGUCCCCAGCCCCGUCACCAGACUGGUCCCCAGCCCCGUCACCAGACUGGUCCCCAGCCCCGUCACCAGACUGGUCCCCAGCCCCGUCACCAGACUGGUCCCCAGCCCCGUCACCAGACUGGUCCCCAGCCCCGUCACCAGACUGGUCCCCAGCCCCGUCACCAGACUGGUCCCCAGCCCCGUCACCAGACUGGUAGCCAGCCCCGUCACCAGACUGGUCCCCAGCCCCGUCACCAGACUGGUCCCCAGCCCAGUCACCAGACUGGUCCCCAGCCCCGUCACCAGACUGGUCCCCAGCCCCGUCACCAGACUGGUCCCCAGCCCCGUCACCAGACUGGUCCCCAGCCCGUCUGUAAGCUUCUAG